This is a messenger RNA of Cotesia congregata, 2592 nucleotides long. Lineage: Eukaryota; Metazoa; Arthropoda; Insecta; Hymenoptera; Braconidae. The record is from the annotation of a GenBank genome assembly.
AUGUCACCGAGGCAAAAAACAUCAAAGCUAUCAGUGUUGAUAUCCCUCUCAUUAGUUCUUUUAAUCAAUAACACAUACGCAUCCGAAGUUAUUCUGUCGCGACUAGAGAAUUUUGACACUUGCGGAGGAGAAUUUACCGGGUACCAGUACACCAUAACAAGUCCAAAUUACCCCAAUAAUUAUUCAGAGAACCAAGACUGUGUUUACAAGUUACACGGCAGCCCGUUUGCCAAGUGCAAUCAAAUAUUUCACGUGCAGUUUUUAAACUUCACCCUGCGUUCGUCCAAAAAUUGCCAGCAAGAUUAUCUCAGUAUUGACGACCGCAGCUUUUUUUGCGGCAGUGUCAUUGGAGUGAAAAGUUUCUCCAGUAAAAAUAACACCCUGAAACUUCAAUUCCACAGUGACAACGGCUCUGACAAAGGAUUCAAGCUGCUCAUCACAACAUUGCCAUGUUCAACACUUCCAAAUUCUUUGCACAAAGUCGCGUUCAAACAACCGACGACCAAAUUUGCGGAAUCAGUUACCAACCACCCGAGCAUUGAUUACGAAAAAGUGUACCCAGUUUACCGACCAAACAACGUAUUCAGUACGGAAGAUGUUAAAUCAAUCAAUAAUAUAGGAUCAUCUCCAAAAGUCACCGCCUACUUUUACCAAGAUCCGGAAUUUUAUUCCGUAGAUAAGAGUGAAAAAUUGACACCAUCCUCACUCGAGUCGCUUCCAAAGCCAGAAAGUGCGUAUUACACCAACAUACAGAACUUAACCAAGUUGACAAAGUCAAAAAGCAGUGUUGAUAAUAACAGAAAAUUUAAUGAAAAGUUAAUAGUGCCAUACAAUUCAUACGGUGUACCAGCGGGAAAGCCCUACGCACCAUUGCCGGGCUUCUCGCCGGCGCAAAUUCAAACGGGUGAAGUGUUGGAAAUAGAAAGAGAUAACAUUGAUUGCGAUGGUAAAGUCAAUAUUCCCAAUAUUGGAGUCCCAUUAUCUGAACAGCCGUUUGACAACCCACCCGUAUUUGACGACAAUUAUCCUAGUGUUGUUUCACCGGGAAUAAAUUCAUAUCCCGCGACAACUUAUGGCGCUCCUGGAUCACCAAUUCCGCCACCACCGGUUGCUAAUGUCCCGUUUAACCCCACUGACAUUAAUUACAACGAUAACGGCUUCCGUGACCCAUUUUUAAUUACUCCGCGACCAAACUUUGAUGAUAAUGUUAAUAUUAAUAAUAAUAAUAAUAAUAAUAAUAAUAACAAUUUCAUUCCGUCAACAAACAUCGUGGGCGCGCCAGAAGUUCGUCAAUGCUGCAACAACCAGUACAACUCCCCAAGGUUUCUGAUAACAAGCCCCGGUUUUCCGUCACUGUUCUACUCGUCUAAUUACUACGACUGUAUUUAUACAAUAAAUCCUCUACCUAAUGCAUGCAGAUUGCGAAUUAACUUCAAGUAUUUCAACCAUGGACUCGACGAGGCUUAUUGCCCAAAUGGAUUCGUUGAAAUUGACGGGAGAAAAUACUGCGGCUGCAAAACGGGCUUGACUUUAGUGGUUAAUGUCUUCAAUUAUCAGUCCAAAUUUAUUCGCGUGCGCUACAGCGGGUAUCCAAGGACCAAAUUUGGUGGGUUUGUCUUUGAAGUCACGCAAGAAUUUCCGUCAGGGCCUUACAAUAACUACCCAUACUUGUCCCGUAGCAAAAAGUCCGCGGAAAAUUUGACGAAAACAGAAAUUUUGAGCACAGGAAGGACGAAGCGGGAGUUAGGGUACUUUUAUCCGAAGCCAAACAUUGUUUUCAAUGAACACGUACCAGGUCACCGAGAAAUAGGCAAUGUUGUCCACGGAUUUGUAUCUCACGCAGCUUGUUUGGCGUUAAAUUUCGCGAGCUGGACGUUAGCGAGCAAAGAAGUUUAUUCAAGAGGAGCCAGAUGUUUUUGGAACAAUGGAAAUGGACUUCCUGGGGUGAUAUUGUAUCCGAGUGGCGGAAAUAAUGGUUGUUUGUCUCCGAACAACAAUUGUUUGCCUCAAAAUAACAAUUGUUUGCCACCGAAUAACAAUUGCUCGCCACAAAAUAAUUGUUUGCCCCCGAAUAUUAACUGUUUACCGACGAACAAUUUACCUGGGCCUAUAAAUCCACCGACAAAUCCAGGAUAUUUGCCCCCAGGACCAAAUUAUCCGAACAAUAAUGAAAAUAUCGAUGUACCGCCAGUCUCAGUGGUCCCAAAUUAUCCAAACUCAGGAAACGGAGCCCCUUCUGGGAAUUGCAAGCUAGUUAGUGUAAAAGAGGGGAUAAUAUCAUCACCGCUGUACCCUUCGGAUUAUCAAAAUAAUUUGAACGUUUGCUACCGAUUUGUCCGCGCGCCAAACCACUGCAGACUUCAGAUAUCUAUUUUAGACUUUGACUUGGAGAACAGUCUCAAUUGCAUCAAAGAUUUCGUGAUUUUUGGGAACCAAUUCACUAGAUAUUGCGGACGAUCUGUUGCUGGAAGCAAAACGCUCCUGAGUUUUCCACGUAACGACAUAAUUGACGUACGAUUUGUCACGGAUUCAUAUGGCACAGCAAGAGGGUUCAACAUCGCAUUCUCACAAGUUUCAUGCACGCUUGGAUAA